AUGUCAUUAUCAUCAGAGGAAAAAAUUGAAAACGAGGACAAUGAAGAGGAUUUAGAGAAUCAAGACAAUAAUCAAAUUGCUCAGCAACAAAAUCAUGAUGAAGAAGAUGAUAAUAAAGAACCGUUAGAUCCACGAAUACAGGAUGAACUAGAGCGUGCUAAUGCUGCCAUGAGCGAAGUGAAUAAUCUUGAAACACAGUUUGAUGAAGCUCAACAACUAUUUCAAACAAUGUUUUCUAAUUGUAAACAACGUUUAGCAGUAUUAUCAAAAAAGCUCGGACGUUGUGUUGAAAAGGCUCGACCAUACUAUGAAGCUUGUAAGCAAGUUGAAGAGGCACAACUUGAGACACAAAAAGCUGCACAAGAAUUUCAACGAUCGUUCGGUGUUUAUCAAGUAGCAAAGGAAACGUUGAGUUUAGCAGAAAGUAAAUUAUUAACGGAUGAUAAACGUGAAUUUGAUGCCGUUUGGCAAGAAUAUGUUAAUCAUGCAACAAUGAAAGUAAUGCAAGCUGAACACGACAAAACACGGAGCGAACGUUUACAUCAAGAAAAAUCAAAACUUUAUCAAGCUGCUGAAGAACGACAUAUGAUGUUAUAUCGAACACUACGACAAUCCAUACUCAAAUCAAAAUUGUAUUUUGACGCGAAAGCUAAAGCUGACUACGAUUUACAGACUCAAAAGUUACAGAUUGAAGCUGUACAAAAAGCGAUUUAUCAUGCUAAACGAAUGUAUCGAGCCGCCUUAAAUAAUUUAGAACGGAUAUCAGAAGAAAUUCAUCUCAAACGAAAAAAUCGAGUAUUAGAUUUGCCACCGCGUGAACCAGGCGUUGGCUCAGAAAAUCCUGAUGAAGAAGAAACGUUUCACCCAAUUAAACUACCUGAAUUAGAAUCUUCACCGAAUACUGUAACUUCAGAAUUGACUGAAUUUCCAAAAAUUGAUCUGUCCGAUGAUUCGGAUGACAAUUUAUCAACAGCAAGUAAUCCUACAUUUUCACAUUCAAUCAGUUCAACAUUGUCUAUAUCUCCAUCGUUAAUCGAAUUAUUGACUCUCAGUAAUAACAGUAGUAACUUUGAAAACGAUAAAACUCCAGUCCAUGCCUCUAAUUCUCCUGCUCAUCAUCAUCUUCACACGUUUCAUCGCACACAAACAAAACAAAAUUCAUUUGAUUCUGUUACAGUACCAUCACCAUCAACUACAACAACGAAUUAUGAAUCGUUUAAUGAUUGUAUUCAAUUAUCUGCAUCACCUAAAUUAUCGCCAAAAUCAUUGAUUGAAUUUAAAAAUGGUCAAUAUGUCUUAAAACAAUCAUCAUCAACUGGUAAAAAAGCAUCACGUACACCAAGUGAAAAUGAUUCAUCAAUAAAUCUUGAACCUCAACAACUACAAUGUCAUUUACGAACACAAUCAGCAGCUAUUGAUCGUGUAAGUGGUGAGGGAAAAGCAGAUAUGACAUCAUUCAUCGAAUAUUCUACACAAUCCAAACGAAAAAGUUCAUUAAAAGAUAACAGACAACGAAAACACGGUCUCUCAAGUACACAAUCGUUAAGAAAAUUAAAUGGUAGGAUGUAUAGUCAGUCACAGAAUAAUGAAACACCAUUACUCUCAAAUUUAAUGCUUAGACAUAAUUAUAAUAAUAAUGAUCAUCUCCAACAUAUCAAACACAAUAGUGAUUCUGAUUUAAAAAUAAAACAAUAA
Didymodactylos carnosus is the source of this 1695-nucleotide messenger RNA. The record is from the annotation of a GenBank genome assembly. NCBI's taxonomy places the organism in Eukaryota, Metazoa, Rotifera, Eurotatoria, Philodinida, Philodinidae.